Molecule: messenger RNA, 627 nt
Organism: Drosophila ananassae
Lineage: Eukaryota; Metazoa; Arthropoda; Insecta; Diptera; Drosophilidae
Product: probable insulin-like peptide 5
Exons: 2
Coding region: 132-488 (118 amino acids)
Cellular component (GO): extracellular region
Molecular function (GO): hormone activity
Source: RefSeq, a predicted model, not a curated record
AGCUACAGCUUUGCACCAAGGACAAGGACACUAAUCGACCCUGACAAGAUUCUUCAAUGCGUGCGCCUAUAUAAAGGGACACCAAGGAUGGAAAUGUGCAUCACAUCUCGACCAGAAGGUUAACAGGAAACAUGCGAAAUCUAAGGACUAAAAUGAUCUGCUUGCUGCUCCCCUGGCUUCUGGUGACGAUCCCGCUCCUGGAAGGUGUCCCCACCAAAAGGGAGGUGCCAAUGAUAAUAUGUGGCGAGCAACUAACCAAUGAGUUGCGAAAAAUUUGCGGCAAUAGAUUCAACAAAGUGAUUAAAAAGUCACAGAACACUCUUAAUCUAUUUGAUUAUGUGGACCACCUGGAGGAUAAUGAAAGUGACAUUUUUGGUCCCAACCAGAACUUGGUGAUGCAAAACAGCCGCGUUAUACGGAAUGUUGCCUGGGAAUGUUGCACACACGGACCCUGCACCAGGAGUCACCUGGAAAGCUACUGUUCGUAGAUAGAGCGACUAACUUAGUACCUAUCAAGUUAUUCUGAUUAUACAACUAUUUAUAUCCCUGUUGAAAUUUCAUAUAAAUUAUACAAAGCUAAUAUAUUGCCCCACUGCUGCAAGACAAAGAAAGAAAUGUUUUUAUUAA